Ogataea philodendri is the source of this 1170-nucleotide messenger RNA. RefSeq lists its product as uncharacterized. The coding region runs from base 1 to 1170 and encodes 389 amino acids. The record is from RefSeq and is a predicted model, not a curated record. The transcript has 2 exons. NCBI's taxonomy places the organism in Eukaryota, Fungi, Ascomycota, Pichiomycetes, Pichiales, Pichiaceae.
AUGCAACAACAGGUAACAGAUGUGGCUGAGGAGCGUUCAACGAGGCUGCAAAGUUGGUCAGAUGGAACAUCAUCUCUGUCUUUGGGUUGGCCUCCCAGAUCAGGAACCGUGGAGAGUCCGCGCGCGUCAUAUCCUUGGCAAAUAGGCGGAUGGUGGCUCACCUGCUCCACCAGAACUCUGUACCCCUGGUCCGGACGCGCGUACUCAAACGUUUCGCCAAGAAGCGGGUUGAACGGCUUGGCAAUCCGCCCCACGGUGGAAACGUACUCCGAAGCCGCAAACGCUGCAACGUAUAUCAUCCGCGUCACAGAGUCGUCGAUCGACGCAGCCUUAUCCAAAAGACUUGCGUACUCCAUCACCUCGGUACUCCGCUGCAGCAACGACGUUGGCUCGUUGAAAACAACAGGCAGAGUCAUCUUGGUCAUGUCCUUCCCAACCAUCGACCGCAGAACACUCCACAGCGAGAUCUUGGGUCUAUUGUCUUCCUUUUGCAAAGUGGUCCGGAUUGGGUCCUCGUACCCCAUGAAAGUGGCCUCCGAGUUGAUCUUGUCGUAUCUCUCGAGCUGCUUGUUGUUCUUGAGCGGGAAUCCAUUCACAACAACCGAGUCUGAGCCCUUGAUCUCCUCGGGCUCGUUGAUCACCGUUUUCUCGGUGCGUGCGUCGUCGGCAGCGCCAGCUGUCUGCUCAGACGAGUCGGCCGAUGCAUCCUCUCUCGCCUGCGCCACGGGAACGGUCUCACUGCCCGCUUCCGCAGGCUCCGGACCACUUUCAGACCCAUCGUCCUCCGCAUCGAAAAACUCCUCGUCAGACUCCUCUUCUUCUCCCAAGAAAAGCAUUAUCUGGUUAGGUUCCUCAGACUCUGGUUCAUCAACUUUGUUCUGCGGAGUCUCGGUCGGAGCAGCUUCCGAAACAGCACGAACAAUAUUUGGAUUGCUCUUCAAAGAUUUCUUAAGUCCGUGCAAUUUAUCCUCCAACUCCACAAUCUUUUGCUCGCGAGACUGCAUCUCCAAUUCCAGCCGCUUGAGCGUGUGUUCCCAGAUUUUCGAGAUUUCCUGCUGUCUGUCGAUCACCUUGCCGAACUUGGUCUCGUACUUGGUGAUGAGCUCCGAUUGCGUGUCCGACAGAUUCGUCAGGUUCGAAAGCACGUUCAUGGCCACCUCGAUGACUUGA